AUGGCGCGUCGCGACGACAAGAAGCGACGAAAGCGAGACGACUCGGACAGCGAGGAUUCAGACGAGCGCAGGAGACGGAGCAGAAAGAGCCGGAAAUCGCGGAAGGACAGCGACGAUGACGAUUCUAACGAGGAUGCGUCCGCGUCAGACUCCGACGGCGAUCGCGGCCGCAAUCGCAAACGCCGGAGCCGCGGAAGCCGGAAAAAGAAGCAGGGCGGUGACUCUAGCGAGAGUGACGAUAGCAGUCAGAGCCGAAGCCGCAGCAGGAGCAGAAGCAGGGGACGGAGCAAAAAGGGCAAGAAAGACAAAAAAGAACGGAGAGAGAAGAGCAAGCGGGAUUCGCGCCGGCGACGCCGGGAACGGUCGGACUCGGAGGGAUCGGAGAGUUCUGGUGGUAGUAGCGGGAGUGAUAGUAGCGAGGGGAGUCCGUCGCGUGGCGGGAAGAAGGUCUCGGAGGAGGAACUGAGGGAGUUUUUGGCGAAACGCGCGCAGAAGAAGGCGCUGAAGCUGGCGAAGAAGCUCAAGCCGAACGCGGUGUCGGGUUACACCAACGACAGAUCUGCUGCGAGGCACGAUUGCAGUGGUGCUGGUUGGGUCGCUUGCACUUACAUGCAGUCCGGCUGCUGUAACGGUUGUAACCUAACCCCCUAUCUACCCCUCCGCGCGCAGGUUAGUGUGGCGCAGGAAGAUAGAGAAGGACGUGCUGCGAGGCACGCUGGACCCGCACCCACCCAUGCCCCCCUCUUCCCCUCCCGCAUCCCUUCGUCCCUCUGUGCUAUGUAUCCAUCUAUCCACCAUCUCUUUGUCCGCAUGUUCGUGUGGCGCAAGAAGAUAGAGAAGGACGUGCUGCGUGGCACGCUGGACCCGCGGGAAAUCACCCUGCAGAACGAGAGGAAGCGCCUCGAGGCCCGCAUGGAGGAGAUUGAGAAGGUGAAGAAGCGGCGCGAGGAGAGGAUGCUGGAGAAGGCACAGCACGACGAAGAGAUGGCCAUGCUGGCACGUGAGAGGGCUCGAGCUGAGUUCCAAGACUGGGAGGAGAAGGAAGACGAGUUCCACUUUGAGCAAAGCCGAGUGCGAUCGGAGAUUCGACUGAGGGAGGGCCGAGCGAAGCCUAUCGACGUGCUGGCGAGGAAUCUGACUCUCUCUGGCGACUUUGACAUCGAGGUCAACGAGCCGUACAAGAUCUUCAAGGGUCUGACGGUGAAGGAGAUGGAGGAGCUAAAGGAGGACAUCAAGAUGCACCUCGAGUUUGACCGCAACAACCCCAUGCACCAGGAGUUCUGGAAGGCAAUGAUGGUGGUGUGCAAUCACGAGAUAGCAGAGACGACCAGAAGAGACAUAAUCGACCGAGCGAGAGUGAGGGGAGAGGAGCCCCCAGCAGACGUUUUAGAAGAAGAGAGAGGCCUGCACUCAGCAGUCGGGGCAGACGUGGCCGAAACUCUCGCUGUUGCGGGCAGCGAGGAACUUUCGCGCAUGGAGGAGCGGAUCGCCGGGCAGAUGGAAACGGGCGGAGCAAAAGUUGUCGAGUACUGGGAGGCUGUGCUGAAAAAGCUAAAGGUUUUCAAGGCGAAGGCGCGACUGAGGGAGAUUCAUGCGGAUCUGCUGAGGCAGCAUCUGGCUCUGCUGGAAACGGGAGGGGUGGCGAGAGGGGAGGGAGGGGGAGAGGAGGGAGGGGAAGGGAGAGGGGGAGGGAGAGGAGGGGAAGGGCGCGGAUGGGAGGAGGAAGAGGAGGAGGUUGGUGGUGGUGCUGCUGGUGGUGGCGGUGGUGGUAGUGGAGGGGGAGGAGGAGAGGAGAGAGAGCCUGGGUCGUUUUCGCCUGAGUUGUUGACAAUGGAAGAAGCAGCUAAGGAGGGGUAUAAGGAGGGGGGAGAGGGAGCAGCGGGAGGGGGAGGAGGAGGAGGCGCGGAGGGAGGGUUUUCGCCCGAGCUGAUUCACACGUAUGAGGUGGAUGGGACGGACGUGGUUGACCCUGAGGCAGACAAGAGGGAGCUGGAACGUAAGAGGGCUCAAAUUCAGGCAGACCGGCAGCGCAGCGUCCUGGAAGCUUCCGGCGCUGGUGGUGGUGACGUCAGUGCAGCAGAGAGGGCUCUGGUGGUUAGGGCGCCUGCUGACGUGGCAGCAGCAGGGGAUCGCCAGCUCAGCACGGCGGAGAAGGCUGCUGCCAAUAAGAUGAUGGGGCAGGAUCCUGGUGAUGUGGCGUUUGGUGCAGGGGCAGAGGUGCCUCUUGAGACUCAGGUGUACUGGUGGCACGACAAGUACCGGCCGCGCAAGCCCAAGUAUUUCAACCGAGUGCACACGGGGUACGAGUGGAACAAGUACAACCAGACCCACUAUGACCACGACAACCCGCCGCCCAAGAUCGUGCAGGGAUACAAGUUCAAUAUCUUCUACCCGGAUUUGAUUGACCGCUCCAAGCCGCCCAGCUAUCACAUUGACAAGGACGGCAGCGAGGACGGCGAGACUUGUCUCAUUCGCUUCCACGCCGGCCCGCCCUAUGAAGACAUUGCAUUCCGCAUAGUGAACAAGGAGUGGGAGUACUCACACAAGAAGGGCUUUAAGUGCACGUUCGAGCGCGGCAUUCUGCACGUCUACAUCAACUUCAAGCGCCACCGCUACCGCCGAUAG
Molecule: messenger RNA, 2625 nt
Organism: Closterium sp. Naga37s-1
Lineage: Eukaryota; Viridiplantae; Streptophyta; Zygnematophyceae; Desmidiales; Closteriaceae
Source: the annotation of a GenBank genome assembly